Triticum dicoccoides is the source of this 1010-nucleotide messenger RNA. Its product is annotated as probable WRKY transcription factor 53. Gene Ontology annotation, biological process: regulation of DNA-templated transcription. The transcript has a single exon. Gene Ontology annotation, molecular function: DNA-binding transcription factor activity; transcription cis-regulatory region binding. Lineage: Eukaryota; Viridiplantae; Streptophyta; Magnoliopsida; Poales; Poaceae. Gene Ontology annotation, cellular component: nucleus. The coding region runs from base 22 to 738 and encodes 238 amino acids. The record is from RefSeq and is a predicted model, not a curated record.
AAACUGGGCGGAGGGCCGGGCAUGGAGGACGCGACGGCGACGACGCUAGCGACGGAGCUCGACGGGCUGCUGGCCAUGGCGAGGGAGCUGGAGGCGCGGGUGGGCGCCGACCAGGGCGUGCCGGGUGCCGCGAGGGAGCUCUGCGCCGCGCUGGCCGCGUCCGUCGACCGGGCCGUGCGCCUCGCCGGCCGUAGCGGCAAUGCCGGCGGCAGGGCGAGCGUGAACGGCCAGCGCAGGAGCGGCAGGAAGGCGGCGGCGGCGAAGGUGCGGACGCAGGUGCGGGUGGCCUCGAUGCAGGACCUGGGUCCGCUCGACGACGGGCUCAGCUGGCGGAAGUACGGCCAGAAGGACAUCCUCGGCGCCACGUACCCCAGGUCCUACUUCCGGUGCACGCACCGGCACACGCAGGGCUGCGCCGCCACCAAGCAGGUGCAGCGGGCGACGGCCGACCCGCUGCUCUUCGACGUCGUGUACCACGGCGCGCACACCUGCGCCCAGACCGCCGUCCUGGCCGGCAUGGAGCAGCAGCAGCCGCCUGCUGCCUUCGGCCAGGAGCCGCAGAGCCCGCCGGAAGAGGUUCAGUGGCCGGCAGAGCCCGUGACUCCGUUUUCCUUCCCCUCCUGCUGCCACCUUACCGGGAGCUACGGCUACGCGGCGGCGGGCGGCGGCCUCGGAGUUGACAUGGAGCUUGAAGAUCAACUCGACGAGCUGUUCUUGGACGUGUCAGGGAUUUUCUAACCGGAUGUUCAGAACCUGUCAAGUCACGUAGUACAAGAAUGCGAACUCAGCUACUGUUUAUGGAACUUAAAACUCCAUUAUUACGAUGGUGGACCUGUAGAACUGUAGAAGCACUCGGCGCGAGCGCCAUUGCAUCAGCAGGUAAACACUGCUGCUCCUCCGACCAAAGCAGCCGUCGUGCCUGUCGCCUUAGAGCAUCAACAAACCGGUCUGGCCAAAUCUAGACCUCUGUACGUCCGCGAAAAAGUUCGUUCAUAACUGUGUCUCUCAAA